Messenger RNA from Saccharomyces paradoxus, 777 nucleotides. RefSeq lists its product as uncharacterized. Gene Ontology annotation, biological process: fungal-type cell wall organization. The record is from RefSeq and is a predicted model, not a curated record. NCBI's taxonomy places the organism in Eukaryota, Fungi, Ascomycota, Saccharomycetes, Saccharomycetales, Saccharomycetaceae. Gene Ontology annotation, molecular function: structural constituent of cell wall. Gene Ontology annotation, cellular component: fungal-type cell wall. The transcript has a single exon. Bases 1 to 777 code for a protein of 258 amino acids.
AUGCGGUUCAAACACGUUGACUUAAUAAUAGCUUCACUGAGUAAUGUUACUGCCCAAUGGUAUACGCCAGGCGAACCGUGGUCAAAUUCAACUCCUUCGGCUACUAUCUCAUGUGGCACUACUGACCUUACUUCCGCCUUCGGUAUCGCCGUAAAAACAAUUGCAACAGCCUCUGCCGAGGUUAAGAGAGACCUUAUCUCUCAAAUCGCUGAUGGCCAAAUUCAAGCCACUGCUGUACCUACUAAUACUGCAUCCAUUUUGAUUAGUGACAAUGCCGAUAUUACAACCACUUUAACCAGAACUUUCAUAAUUACAGUCAGAGAGGGAGCUACUGCAACCAAAGUUGCUGACUGGUCUGGUUCUUCCAAUAAAAAGCCUACCUCUACUUUGUCACCACGGCUUAGCAUUUCCUCUGCUAUUCCUUCUACUUCUGCCGUUAUAUACCAAACUACUACUGCUGUAUUUUUAGAAAACAGUUCUUGCAGCAGUGACGGCAUUUUGAAAGUAACUUUAAAGGGUGGCAUUUUGACAGAUGGUAAGGCCAGAAUUGGUUCUAUUGUUGCCAACGGACAGUUCCAAUCCGAUGGUCCUCCACCACAAGCUGGUGGUAUCUAUGCUGCUGGCUGGUCCAUCACCCCGGAAGGUAACUUGGCUCUUGGUGAUGAAGAUAUCUUCUAUCAGUGCUCAUCUGGCAGUUUUUACAAUUUAUACGACGAGAAAAUUGGAGAGCAAUGUAGUCAAAUCUACAUACAAGCUGUUUCUUUGCUCAGUUGCUAA